This is a messenger RNA of Scylla paramamosain (green mud crab), 889 nucleotides long. Its product is annotated as shematrin-like protein 1. The transcript is spliced from 2 exons. NCBI's taxonomy places the organism in Eukaryota, Metazoa, Arthropoda, Malacostraca, Decapoda, Portunidae. The coding region runs from base 119 to 658 and encodes 179 amino acids. The record is from RefSeq and is a predicted model, not a curated record.
CGUUUCCAUUAACAAGGUGACACAAGUGGGUGUGGUCAGGCCAGAAGACGGCGACAAUAUAUAGGAGAGUACGGCAAAUUCAACAGCAGACACCAGCAGUCCAGUGCCACGACAAGUCAUGAAGGUUUGGGUCGUCAUCCUGUUGGCCGCCGUCGUGGCGGCAGAACCUGAGCCAGAGGCGGAAGCUGAACCUGGUUAUGGUUACGGCACUCACGGCCACACCACCUACAGCGUUAGUUACGGUCACCCCACCUACAGCUACAGCCACGGCUACCCCUCCGUCAGCUACGGCCAUGGUGGCUAUGGCUACGGCCACGGCUAUGGUUCCUACGGCCACGUGCACCACCUCUACAAGCGUGAGGCUGAAGCUGAGCCCGGCUAUGGCCUCGGCCACAGAACCAGCUACAGCGUUAGUUACGGCCACCCCACCUACGGCGUCAGCUACCCCUCAUACGGCUAUGGUCACAGCUAUGGAUACGGCUUCCCGUCUUAUGGCCACACUUCAUAUGGGUAUCAUCAUGGCAUCCACAAACGCGAGGCUGACCCUGAGCCUGGUUACAUUAACAAUUACCGUUACAGCUACGGCCUGCCCAGCUACGGCUACCGUUCCUACGGCUACAGAACCUAUGGCCAUCCCACCUACGGUUACUACCAUUAAGACGAUGAACUGGACCAACACGACAGUUGCCAACUGCUGGUGUUCUGCAGCACUCUUUUCUUUCUGUAUUCUGGUAUUAUCGUUUUUUGGUGAGCCUUGCACGGAUCUCGGCAGCAAACCUUAGCUACGUGGCCGUGCCUGCCUCCCAUUUCAAUGUACAACUGAAAGUAAAUUACUUAACUUUCAUUUUUCUUUAUCGAUGAAUAAACGAGUCAUUAAAAAUAUAUAGUU